This is a messenger RNA of Malassezia sympodialis ATCC 42132, 3030 nucleotides long. RefSeq lists its product as uncharacterized. Gene Ontology annotation, cellular component: cytosol; nucleus. NCBI's taxonomy places the organism in Eukaryota, Fungi, Basidiomycota, Malasseziomycetes, Malasseziales, Malasseziaceae. The record is from RefSeq and is a predicted model, not a curated record. Gene Ontology annotation, biological process: protein deubiquitination. The transcript is spliced from 2 exons. Bases 1 to 3030 code for a protein of 1009 amino acids. Gene Ontology annotation, molecular function: cysteine-type deubiquitinase activity.
AUGUCUUUCUCGUUGAAAGGGAGGUUCAAUACAAAUCAGACUGGGGUACAGGAUGCUUCGAAUACGCAGCAGUCGAAAUUGGAUAGGCGGCGAAGUGUCUCAGGUGCUUUGACCCCCGGGCAAGGGCCGAGCUCCUCGGCGGCCUCGUCUGCGACAUUAAGCUCGCCAUCCUCAAAAUUAGACUUGUCAAAUGUCAAGUCCUUCUCCAAGUCGCGUGGUCCGAUGAAGAUCUCGCCACUUAAUAUGCAGCUGCAAAGCUCGAAAAUGUCAGGACCUCGUACACCAAUGACGGCUACGCUGGACUCGCCCAUUGGUGUGCCAGGGAACGUAAUUAUGCCUUCUUCUUAUGCAUCGUUUGGGUGGACACCCACAGAAUGGUCUCGUUGGGGUACAGACAAAGGUCGCUCCAUCCACUUGGGUAAGAAGAAGUCGGUGUUGCUUGGAAUGGAGAACUUUGGCAAUACUUGUUAUGCCAAUUCGGUUCUUCAGGCUUUGUAUCAUUGCAGACCAUUCCGUGACGCAAUGAUGGAGCCAGAAGAAGAUUCAGCAGAGCAGAUGCCUCCAGUGUCGACACCAAGUGCACACUCCAUGCAGCAUGCCUUGACAAAUUUGUUCCAUUCAAUGGCAUUGACGGCGUCUAGCUUAGCAUCCAACCCGCGGAAUGGGCAUAUCAAGAAGUUUCAUAUGCCUUUGGAGGGCCGCACUGCAGCCAUCAUUGGCGAUAGUGUGGAACGUAAAGCUCUUGAGUCUUUCUUGGGUUCCUUGCGGAACAGCAGCAACUUGUUUGACUGUACCAUGCACCAUGACGCGCAUGAAUUUUUAAAUUUCUUGCUUAAUCAAGUGGGCGAAGAUCUGGAGAAAAAGCAGUCCAAGAAACAGAGGAAGCAGUCGGUGACAUCCCCGACAGGUGAUAUGAACAAGACCUUUGUUAACCGACUUUUCCAAGGUGUGCUGACCAACGAGACGCGCUGCCUGUCGUGUGAGACUAUCACUAGUCGGGACGAGGAGUUCCUGGAUUUGUCCAUCAAUGUUGCUCCCUACACGUCUGUAUCAUCGUGUCUGCGACUCUUCUCUGAAAGCGAGAUGCUCGCCGGGCGAAAUAAGUUCUUCUGUGACACUUGCUCCAGCUUACAGGAGGCAGAAAAGCGCAUGAAAAUCAAGUCGUCGCCUAGUAUUCUAGCUUUGCACUUGAAACGUUUCCGCUACGACGAAAACAUUAACGCCUAUAUCAAACACGCAUGCCGAGUGGUGUUCCCACUAGACCUCCGUUUGUUUAACUCGUCAGAUGAAAGCAAUCACCCUGACCGUCUGUAUGAGUUAGUGGGUAUUGUGAUUCAUGUGGGCUCGGGUGUGCAUCAAGGACACUAUGUGUCGAUUGUAAAGAUUGGCUCGCGUUGGGCCUUGUUUGACGAUGAAGAAGUGCAAUUCAUUCCCGAAUCAGACAUUUCCAAGUACUAUGGCGAUGCACCAGAAAUUGGGAGUGCCUAUGUCCUUUUCUACCAGACAGUGUCAAAGGACAGGACGGAGCGUGAUCGCCAAGAGAUGACGACACCAGGUACACCUCAAUCGGAUAUGUCGUCGUCUGCGACGUCUGCCAACUUCCGCAAAGCGGCUACCAUGGCGCGAGCAACUUCGGCCUCGUACAGUGUAAUUUCGUCGUCGCCUUUGUCGCCACGACACAGCUCAUUCCAUCCUCCUACAACCAAAGCUGCAGUUAGCGGAAUGACGUCGCCUUCUUCGCUUAGCAAACCUGUGUCACCGCCGGCGACAAACGAGGCGUCCGUAACUAUGAUGGAUUUGAAACCCACAGCAGAGCCUGUGGCAUCUUUACUUUCAAAGAAUCAAGAGCAUGCGCCACCCAUUGUUCACAGCGUAUCCGUGAAAGAGCCCCUCUCCUUGUCUUCAAUGGCCGAAACAACUUCCUCCGUGCCCACACCUGCGAUUGCACCUGCUCCCUCACCCACAGUGACAGCCCGUGAGCCACUAGUGUCUGGGGCACCACCUUCGACGGUGAAGCUGUAUGAACCAGUCACGGGUCUUGGCCCACCGACCACAAAGGCAGGCACCGAGCCUUCCGAAAAGACCCAUUUACCUACUUCUCGGCUAGAAAACAAAGCCGGACCAGAGCCGGUUCCCGGGGGAGGUUCUAGUACGCUGAUCAGAGAACCAAAGACGACCGCUUCGCCGCCAUCCUCGAACGUGGAGACGAUGAUGGUUCCAGUGGGUCCUACCCCUUCAGCUCCAGAGCCCAAAAUUCCCGCGGCAGUCCCCGCAGCUCUUUUAGGCCCAGCCUCGGAUAUGUCACAAUCGACAAGGGAUAAGCCUGUUUCUGCUCAACCAGCUAGCCGCGACAGUGAGCUGGAUGUUGUCACAGUUGGUCCACCGCAAACCAAGGACGCCGAAGAACCAGCUAAGAGAAAUUCAGUAACACAGCCAUCGCCGUCGCUCUAUCGAUCUGGCUCUACGACGAAUUUAGUGCCAACGGUGUUGCCCUGGUCGCAAGACACGACGGCUUCAUCUACGUUGACGCAGACGCCCCAGGCAUCCUCAGCGAUAAAUAAGGUGCCGCAGCCAAGUCAACAUGAACUAACUCUUCCUUCUCCUAUGUUGACCGAGCCACAAGUAAAGCCAGCUAUCUCUCUAACUAAUGCUACGAACGGGUCCGAGGAAAAUGCUACUUCCAGCUUGGUCUCGCAACGCCGUCCGAUGUCCAUGUUUGGUUCCAUGCCGAUCCGAAUCUCAGGCCAAUCCAGUUUAUCGACAUCUCCUGGUGAGAAUGUGUUGUCUGCGUCACCAACCUCUCCACAGAGCAUGUCGCCAGCAAACCAGCUAAACUUGCCGACGCCACCCAUGACGCCGAUGAAUGCAGUUCACCCUAUGACCACUAUUUCUGGCUCUCAGGAUGACGUCGCUAUGCGCCAGGAGCCCCCGCUUAGGCCGCGUCGCUCUUUGAUGCGCCAAUCUAUGGCUUUUUCGCCCUCUAUGACUAUCGGCUGCGACUUUGACGGAACCCAAGGCACCAUCGCAUGA